AUGGAGUCUCCCUGGAGCGGCCGUCUAAGUAGUCGCUCCGCUGGUGUCUCGCCGCUGCACUCUCGUCGUCUACUCCCUCUCUCCCCACAGCAGCUGCGUGAGUGGUACGUUGGCCGUCAGGGUCGCGCUGCUGGAGCUAGGGGCGGCGCUGGAGCUUGUGACUCUGCUACUGGAGUUGUUUCUGCUGGAGGUUCUGGAGCUGCUGCCGGUGCUGACGUUGGAGGUUCUGGGGCUGCUGGAGGUGCUGGAGCUGCUGAGGGUGCUGGCGCUGGAGGUUCUGGAGCUGGUGCUGGUGCUGGAGGCGCUGGAGCUGGAGGUUCUGGAGCUGCUGAGGGUGCUGGCGCUGGAGGUUCUGGAGCUGCUGCGGGUGCUGGCGCUGAGGGUUCUGAGUCUGCUGUUGCGCGGUCUCCUUGGAGUAGCCGCCUUCGUCCACGUGUGCCUCUCACCUCACAGCAGCUGCAUGACUGGUACGGUCGCCGUCAGGGUCGCGCUUCUGGAGCUCGGAGUUCUGCCGCUGGAGGUGCUGCUGCUGACGUUGCUGGAGCUGGGAGUGGUACUGGUCCUUUGUCUACUGGAGGUGCUGGAGUUGCUGGUCCCGGAGGUGCUCGUACUGGAGGCCCUGGAGCUGCUGGGGCUGGAGGUGCUGAGCCUGCGGGUGCUACUGCUGGAGACACUGAGGCUGGAGACCCUGGGUCUGGGGGUGCUGCUGCUGGUGGAGCUGGUCCUGGAGGUGCUGGCGCUGGGAGUUCUGGAGCUGCUGGAGGUACUGGAGCUGCUGGUGCUGGUGGCACUGCACCCCCGCGACUGUUCUUCGCUCCACCUUCUCCGCCGUCUUAG
This is a messenger RNA of Closterium sp. Yama58-4, 837 nucleotides long. The record is from the annotation of a GenBank genome assembly. Lineage: Eukaryota; Viridiplantae; Streptophyta; Zygnematophyceae; Desmidiales; Closteriaceae.